Ruditapes philippinarum (Manila clam) is the source of this 3933-nucleotide messenger RNA. RefSeq lists its product as uncharacterized. Lineage: Eukaryota; Metazoa; Mollusca; Bivalvia; Venerida; Veneridae. Bases 1636 to 2625 code for a protein of 329 amino acids. The transcript has 3 exons. The record is from RefSeq and is a predicted model, not a curated record.
CCGCAACUCUGCCAGCAACGUCCGGGAUGAUUUGGGCACACCCCACUUUCGACCCCGGAUGGAAUAAAAUAUCUAAUAUCACCGGGGUUGUCCAGGAUGAUCUGGGAGGUAUAGCUUUGCUGACUUCAUCCUUAGCUCUGCUGGGAACAACCGGGUAACACAGAGGAAGCACCGUAGCUCUGCCCGCACAAACCGAUGUUUGAUCCGAGGUAUGAUACAGCUGGUAGAGCUAUGGUGAAUGCCGACAGAGCCCCGGAGGAUGACGAUGGAGCUACAGUUGAACCCAGUAAAGCCUGGUUCAUUUAAAAAGAAUCAUGACAAUUUUCAAUGACUGCACUUGUUUGUAUUAAAACCUUCCCAUUUCCCUUCUAUCCAGUCUUGCGUAAGGAUGUUUCAGAAAAGCAUCAUAAAUUACUUUUCUGGAACAAUAGAUAUUAUAUUUAACAAGAACCGGUUGAACAGGGUGAUGCUCCCCAAGAAGGUUUUCGACACAGGAAAGUAUAAAAAAAAUGAACAAAGGGCAAAACUCCAAAAUAAGGCAAGGCAGAUGAAUCUCUUAUAGUUUCAGAGUUAUGUCCCGGGUAAAAUUCAAAGUGUAAAAAUGAACAAAGGGCAAUAACUCCAAAAUUAGACAAGGCUGUGUUUAGGUUCUUAAGCAUUGCAGUUCUAUCCAAUGAGAUCUAUCUACCUACAAAGUUUCAUGUUGAUAUCUCUUAUAGUUUUAGUGUUAUGUUCAGGACAAAAGUAAAAAAGUAAAAAUAAACAAAGGGCAAUAACUUCAAAAAAGGUAAGGCAGAGUUAUGGUUCUUCAGCAAUGCACUUCUACCCAAUGAGACCUAUCUUCCUACAAAGUUUCAUGUUGAUAUCUCUUAUAAUUUAAGAGUAAUGUCCCGUUCCAAGUGUCAAAAUGAACAAAGGGCAAUGACUCCAAAAUUAGGCAAGACAGAGUUAUGGUUCUUUUACAAUGCACUUCUACUUAAUGAGAUAUAUCUACCUACAGGGUUUCAUGUUGAUAUCUCUCAUACUUUUAGAGUUAUGUCCCGGACAAAGUUCAAGCGUAAAAAUAAACAAAGGGCAAUUAUUCAAACAUUAGACACAGCAGAGUUAUGGUUCUUGUGCACUGCAAACCUACUCAAUGAGAUCUAUCUACCUACAGGGUUUCUUGUUGAUACCUCUUAUAGUUUAAGAGUUAUGUCCUGGACAAUGUUCAAAGUGUAAAAAUAAACAAAGGGAAAUAAUUCAAAAUUUAGGCAAGGCAGAGUUACGGUUCAUGUGCACUGCACACCUACUCAAUGAGAUCUAUCUACCUACAAAGUUUCAUGUUGAUACCUCUUAUAGUUAUAGAGUUAUGUCCCAGACAAAGUUCAAAGUGUAAAAAUAAACAAAAUUAUCAAAGGGAGAUAAAAAAUGUCAGAUAUAAACUAACUGCACAACAGAGUUAUCUUCAUAAGAGGAAGUUAAAAAUAAAUCCAGUCUAAUUGGGAAAUUCCUGAAGUGUUUUGUUUUGCUUUUUAAAUAUUGAAAAUCUAGUGACUUCAGGACCUUUAAUCUUCUGCAGAUAUAAACAAACAGAAGAUUAAAGAUCAUGAGGUCACUAUUUUAAAGCGAAACAAAAUUUUGAGAAUUUUGCAAAUAAUGUAUCAAGUACCAGAUUACAACCAGACUGUGUCAAUGAAGCUAUCAGAGGUUCUGGCUGAUAUAGGUGUUGAUGAGAGAAUAGUGAUGAAGAGGAGAAGAACAUGGCUUCUGAUAGAAUCAAUAGAAAAUAUAACUCACCAACUACUUGAUAAAAAUGCUUCAGCAUACAUUUUUGGGAGUCAAUCAGAGGGUACAACUACAAUAGAUUUGCAAUCAGACCUAGAUCAACUAAAUUGCGAUAAAGCAUUCCCUGUGAUACAAGACUGGAGUGACUGGAUACCUGGUUUAUAUAAUCUAUUGAUGAUUCAAGAUAAUUCUAUAUCUCCUGGAUAUUGUUUACUUCAAGUGCUGAGAGAUGAUGCUCCUCUUCCUCUUGAUGGUGAAUCUCAUCACUUAGUAUUCAAAGACAGAACAGGAAAAUUACUUUUAAAGAAAUUUAUAGUAUCUUUAUUCAAUAUUAACCGUGAAAUACAUGGGCCAGCAGGUUUUGAACAAGGACAACCAGGCAUUAGUGAUAAAGAUUCUGUGUUUGCUCUACAUUGUACAACAUGGCCACAACAAGCUAGACAAUGGUUGGAUCAGCAAGGUGAAGGUCAAUGGCCAUCUGCUGAAAUGAAACAAUAUUGCAGCAGAACUGGAUGCUUCGUUGUUGGUGUUGGAUGUAGAGGCAGUGAACAUGAGCAACUUGAAUGGAGAAUAUCAACAUCUUUAGCAGAAAGGUGUUUAAUGUUUAACCUGAAUAUUACGCAGAUUCGCUGUUAUGUCUUAAUGAAAAUGAUUUUAAAAACAUUUAUAAAUCCACUGUUUAAAGAUGUUAUUACAAGCUUUAUGUGUAAAACUGUACUCUUCCAUUGCAUUUCUAAUGCACAUUCUAACAUCUGGAGAGAAAAUAACUUACUUUCUUGUCUAUCACUGUGUUUAUAUCUCCUGUACAACAAUAUCAUUAAUGAAAAUUGUCCACAUUUUAUCAUACCUGGGAACAAUUAAUGAGGGGGAAAAUUUCACCUGCAGUCAAACCAUAUAUCCUGGAAAUAUUAAGCAAUAUCAUCAACAGUGAAGGAGUAGCACUUCUUUGGAUUAAAUGUGAUCUUGGUUCCAGGCUGCAACGUAAGGUUUUUAAUUUAGGUACAAUCAAGACAAGUGACAUUAUUUCAGGAUCACUAUUAUUUAGUCUAGCUAAACAUAUAUAUAUGACACUGAAAAGAAUUAAUAAUCAUCUUAAGGACAGUAGUCCUAAUGGAGCUGUAGAAAUAUUAAAGAACUAUGUAUCGAAGACAAUCAACUGUCAAUAUGAAGGAUUAGAUAAGACAGCCAGUCAUUUUCUGUUACCAUGGUAUUGUACAACACUUGGAUCUGUCCUGGCUUCACUAAACAUCUAUCAUUACAACACUGUAUCAGCAGAUACCCUCAAACUCUUUCAACUUGGUCUGAAUACAGAUGUUGCAUCAAAUAAACUGAAACUAGCUUCAAUCUUAUACUGUGUUCAAAAAAUACAAAAAGCAGGCCUAGUACUCAGUGAGAUUGAAAGAAAAUAUGAUCUACAAAUUGUUGAGUCUGUCUGUAUUUGCCAUCUAUUUAAGAAGGAAACCAUUUGGACCAGGAUUCAAUCAAUUUAUGUGACAAUCAUAAUGAAGAAAUCUUACAGUAUACAACAGCAUCAUGUGUUACAUUUAUGCCAUGUGAAAUUCACGGUGUACCAAAUGAACUCAGAUAUGAAAUGUUUAGAUCUACACAAGAGGAUAGAAUGUUUCGUACAGAAGAAGACAACACAUGGAUGGAUAGUGCUGUGGUGGAUUCCCUCCCUUACCUUUACUUUCUACAAUACAAAGUUUACAGCCAUUUAGGAAGACAUGACCAGAAACAAGCUGCGCUCUUCAAACUUAUCAGAACCAUAAAAGAGGAACUAAACCUUGGACAUCGGGAAACAGCUCUAAAUAUUCUCGGAAAAUGCAUGGAACAAGAAGGUAGAGCAGGAGACGCUUUUCAGUGUUAUUCAAUGUCACUUAAUAUAAGGGGGAGAAACAAUGCUGCAAAGAUUCAUAUCACCACACUCUUAUCUGUACUGAUAAAUACAAGGACAUAAAAAGGUAUGCAAAAUAUGUGGAAAUGACUAAAGCAAGACAGUGAGACAAAUGAGUGGUAGCUACAAGCUAGAUUAUGACACCAACAUUCGUGCUCAACAUCAUUUUUAUUUUUCAAAUAGCAAAUUUCUUGUCAUAAGAAACACUUUUUGAUACAUAUGUGUAUGUCAUCCAUAAUUCCAUAUAUGAAAGAGAUAAAGCAAACUGUCAUAUA